Pristis pectinata (smalltooth sawfish) is the source of this 2820-nucleotide messenger RNA. RefSeq lists its product as uncharacterized. NCBI's taxonomy places the organism in Eukaryota, Metazoa, Chordata, Chondrichthyes, Rhinopristiformes, Pristidae. Bases 130 to 1878 code for a protein of 582 amino acids. The record is from RefSeq and is a predicted model, not a curated record. The transcript is spliced from 12 exons.
CGCCUACUGUGCAGAGUGAGACUGGGGACCUCAACUUGUUGUGUGUCGCCGUACUCGGAGUUUUGUUGCUCAGUCUAUGGACUCCUUCAGCACUCGUUUCCCACAAGGGAAAAGGACACAAUCUGUGAAAUGAGGCUUCGAAUGGACUGCAGCAAAAUGCCUCCUAGUCUGAUGUUCGGUUUCUUUGUUUCUCUCCUUCAGUCUGGUUUCACCCAAACAAAUCCCAAUCGUGUUUAUAUUUUGGAUAAGGCAGAUAAUAUUCUGUUACGUGGACCACACAAUCCUGGAAAUGGCCCUGUUGCCUGGGAUUGGAAACCACAAUGUGGGCAAGGAAUCCAGCGAAUGGUGACUUUUUUUAAAGAAAGAUCCAGCUGGUGGACCCCACACUGGGAAGAAAACUUCAGAUACAAUGUCUUUUUCCAUUAUAUGGUCAAUGAAUAUGGCACUAUUCAGCUGAGAAUUGAAUAUCCCACAUUUCAAUUUGCAGGAUCUGUCAUAUUGGCACAAACACAGCCGAGUUACAAAAUCCUCAAAGAGUACAGAAUAUUUGGGAUCAAAGUUGAGGUAAGUCCACGGCAGCCUGCGGGGGGCAGUGACGUCACACUCAGCUGUACCAUCUCCAGACUCCCAGAUACAGUCAGUCUUCAGUGGGAACGAAAGGUCUCGUCCCAGCAGAACAGGAGGGACACUGAUCAGAUCCGCCUGAAUAACACGGUCUAUCUGAUGGUCCGACACGUUACCGUGGAGGAUGGGAAGUUGUACGUGUGUCAAGUGCGGGAAAACGGAGACAUUGUUCGCACAAUAGAAGCAGAUUUUACUGUAGAGCCAAAUUUAUAUCGCCAGAGCUACACACUUUAUCGCUCAGCCACAAAUGGCAGUGAACUCCACCUCAUCUGUUAUAGUCGUGCUACUGAUUACGACCUCGCUACCUGGACCUGGGACUCACAUCUUCAUCAAAGUCCGAGGGAAGCAAUCGCAAAGGCAUGGAAAUUUCAGACCAUGAAUGUCACCGGGAGCCACUUUGUGAAUCGACUGGAGCCCACAGUGACACAUUUUAACAGCAGGAAUUUCAGUAUGAGGAUUUUCCCUCUGGUGUUUGAGGAUGCGGGAGUUUACCUCUGUACUCUGGAUACAAGUGCAUUUGUCACUGUCACACUAAUCACAGUUAAAGUCACAGCUGAACCAGCUGCUGCAGUGACCGAGGGAGACACUGUCACCCUGACCUGCUCUGUGUCUGACGUCACUGAACCAAUGAGACUGGUUUGGAUCAAUGGUGAUGGUGAAACUGUUGGAGAAAAGUCACUGAAUGGGGAAGAGAAAUCACUGAGUCUGAUGAUAGAUAAAGCUGACAGAGGCAAAGGGAACUGGACGUGUGGUUUGUUUUGUCAAAAUAGACUCCAGCUUUCAGUCCCGUACAAUGUGGAAUUCAGAGAUACUCUUCUGUCAAAUAACACCAAUGUUGUUAUUAUUGGAAGUCUGGUUCUUCUGCUCAUCAUUAUCCUGGGAGUGGUGCUAUGUUUGAAAAAGUGCAAGAGUAAAGAUUCAGGAAAUCAAAAACAGAAGCCUCCGCAAACAGGGGGAAAUACAGAAGAAGCAUCCCAUCUUUAUUCAAAUGCUACUGAAAUUCAGCAAAUGCAAGGAGAUGAGACACCAGUACCUGAGACCAGUCAUAUUGCUGAAUAUAUGUCUGUCAAUGGAAAGUCAAAGCAAGAAGACACAAAGGAAGCUAUUCAUUAUGGGUCUAUAUCCUUUAAGAAAACAUCAGGUAGCAGACAUGACAUGCAGUGCAGUAACCAAUCAUCAGAUGCUAAUAUUGCUGCUUCAGAUGGUGAUGAUUUCGUUGUCUAUGCACAAAUAGCAAAACCAACAUAUGAAUAAACCGAUGAGAAUACAAAGAAAGAUUUUGGAAUUGUAUAUUUUUGGGAAUUAAAAUCUUUCCCUUGGAAAUGUUCUGUAACCUUUUUUCAUGGGAAUCUGUGCUGAUCUAACAAUUCUAAAAUGGACUUUUCAAGCCUCAACUUAUGACAAAUGUCUUAGAAGAGGGAAUUGGUUCUUGAGUUUGAACAUCUUUUCACAACUUUUGAAGAUACUAUGUAAAUAUAUUGAACAUUGCCAGUAAUUUUGCUAUUGGCUCAACAAAUAUUUAAAAUUUCCAACAUUGUAUGGUUUGAGCAUUAACAACGCAGGUUGUCAGUGGUGAGGCAGUGCAGUAUAUUUUGGGAUACUGUGCUAUUUACUUUGUCACACUGGAGAGCAAAUAGUGCAAAAUCACCUGAAGAUUAUUCCCCUGACCAACCUUAGAAGUGGCUCUAAUUGACGAGGUUGCCAUAUGUAAUUUGCAAGGUAAAAUAAGGAAGGAGCACAGCUGCCCAAAAAUUAUCAACUAUCCGCAUAGCUCAGUGUUGAUGCUACUUGGAAGGCUGAUGCUAUUUUCAGCUUCCCAUGGGUACCAACGAAAAAGGGCAACUGGCAGAAUGAGAAAGGCAACAUAACAUUCAAGUGCCAGCCUGUAAAACAAAAAUGAUCAGAUGUUGUCAUUAAUUAAAUAUAAGUAAACCAAUUUCCAUUUUAUUUCUAGGGUCUAAAAACUUAAAUAAGACACAGAGAAAUUAAAAAAUGUCUUCUAAAAUAGCACCUCUCUAAAAGUAUGAUUAUAUGUGUGUUUUUUCUUUACAAGGUAAUAAUUUUGAGUGUUGUGUUUUCACAUUUUUUGAAGAUGUUGUUCAACAUUUUGCCAGUUAGAAUGUCUUCGAUAUUUGUAAAACAGAGAAUGAGUCAAAAGGCACACUUACAAGGAAAACAAGUUCAAAGGCUUGACUA